UCUUUACUAUAUAUAGGAUGAUCCUAAGAUUCAAAGAUCAGUCUAAAUUCCUGCUUCAACGAUGCACCAUCACCAGAACCUCCCAGACGCCGCUACCUUAUCGGGAAUGCUCCCGCCAUACGAGGCUAUGGCCAUGUACGAACAGCCCAAGCCUCGCUUCAUCUUUAAGAUGCCCCGCGUGGUGCCCGACCAGCGCUCCAAGUUCGACAGUGACGAACUCUUCCGCCGCCUCAGCCGGGAGAGCGAGGUUCGUUACACGGGCUACCGUGAACGAGCUGCGGAGGAGCGCCGCAUGAGAUUCGUAAACGACUGCCGGAAGGGGUAUGCUGAGAUCUCCUUCGUGGCUUCCGGCACUAACCUACAGCUCUACUUCAACGCCAACCACAACCCAUAUACCCAGGACCAGGAGUGUGAUUUUGAGCGGGAACGCGGUAAGGUUCAUCUACGCUCGCACUUCAUCAUGAACGGGGUAUGCGUCCGUUUUCGAGGCUGGGUAGACCUAGAUCGAUUGGACGGAGUAGCCAAUCUAGAAUUUGAUGAGCCUCGAGCCCUGCAGGAGGAUGCCCAGCUUCGGGAGCACAUCGAAAGCUAUAACCAACGGAUGACCGACUCAAAGAGGAUGUACCAUGCUCCUCAGACACCGCCGGAGGACCACCAUGGCAGAGGCGGUCCUGGCAUAGGACCCGGUGGCCCAAUUGGAUGGUAGAGACUUGUUCAUAUUUUUAGACGCUAUUAUUAUGACGAUUGAUUUCAAAAAUCAUGUAGAUUUUGUAUUAAUU
Molecule: messenger RNA, 779 nt
Organism: Drosophila ananassae
Lineage: Eukaryota; Metazoa; Arthropoda; Insecta; Diptera; Drosophilidae
Product: protein brother
Exons: 1
Coding region: 62-706 (214 amino acids)
Biological process (GO): regulation of transcription by RNA polymerase II
Cellular component (GO): nucleus; core-binding factor complex
Molecular function (GO): transcription coactivator activity; sequence-specific DNA binding
Source: RefSeq, a predicted model, not a curated record